AUGAGAGGCAUCGCUGUUUUCCUUGCUUUCAUAUCAAUAAUAUUUGCCUCCCCAUUGACUGUAAAGUCACCUCUUGCGGACGACUUUUAUAAUGCCCCUGAUGGUUACGAGUCUGCAAAAUUAGGAGAAAUUUUAAAGCUUAGAAAGACCCCUAAUAAGCUCAGCAGUAUGUUCUUUGAAAUUGAUAUUAAAAAUUCAUGGCAACUUUUGGUUAGAUCUGAAGAUUCAUUUGGAAAUGCAACAGCAAUUGUUACCACAGUUAUUGAACCUUACAACGCUGACCCAUCGAAGGUCCUUUCUUAUCAGACUUUUGAGGAUUCCUCCAAUAUUGAAUGUUCACCUUCUUAUGGUAUGCAGUAUGGUGCUCCAUGGUCAACUGUAGCUACUCAAGUCGACAUGACAUUAAUGGUCCCCAUGUUGAAACAAGGUUAUUACAUUGUCAGUCCUGACUAUGAAGGGCCAAAAUCCACAUUUACUGUUGGUAGGCAAUCUGGAAAAGCCACCUUGGAUUCCAUUAGAGCAAUCUUAAAAUCCAACAAAUAUACUGGAAUUAACAGCGAUGCAAAAGUUGCCAUGUGGGGAUAUUCUGGUGGUUCAUUAGCUUCUGGUUGGGCUGCAGCAUUGCAACCUAAAUAUGCACCAGAAUUAAAGAAAAAUUUGAUUGGUGCAGCUCUUGGUGGGUUUGUCACUAAUAUUACCGCUACUGCUGAAGCCACUGAUGGUGGGUUAUUUGCUGGAUUGGUUCCAAAUGCUUUAAGUGGAUUAGCUAAUGAGUAUCCUGAUUUCAAGGAAGCUCUUUUUGAAAAAGUCUCCAAAGCUGCUACUGACAAUUUACGUCAAGGUACUGAACACUGUAUGGGUGGGGCUAUUCUUUUUUUCGCUAAUGAUCAGUAUUUCACUGGAGAAGAUAGAGCUUUUCCUGGAGGUUAUGGAUUACUUAAGGAUGAAGUGGUGAACAGAACUAUUCUGGAAAAUAAUUUGAUGGAAAUGGACAAAGAUUAUCUACCAGACAUUCCAAUCUUUGUGUAUCAUGGCUCGUUGGAUUCCAUUGUUCCAAUCACCAAUGUCCAUGCCACUUAUGAAAACUGGUGUGAUUGGGGGAUUGAAUCAUUUGAAUUUUCUGAGGAUUUAUUAAAUGGUCAUAUCACUGAAACCCUUGUUGGGGCUCCGGCAGCCAUCACAUGGUUAGAAGCAAGAUUUGACGGUUUACCAGUUGUCAAGGGAUGUAAGAAAACUUCCAGAAUUACCAAUUUUUCUUAUCCAAACGUUUCCGACUCAACGAAUUCUUACUUCGAAGGGAUUCUUAAUUCAAUUACUGGGUCUGAAUUGGGUCCUGGUGUCACAUCUGAUAACAUUACAUUGGACGGAUUAACUGGGUUUUUGGGCAACUUUAUCGACUUAAAUUAG
Molecule: messenger RNA, 1407 nt
Organism: Candida dubliniensis CD36
Lineage: Eukaryota; Fungi; Ascomycota; Pichiomycetes; Serinales; Debaryomycetaceae
Gene: LIP1
Product: Lip1p
Exons: 1
Coding region: 1-1407 (468 amino acids)
Biological process (GO): lipid catabolic process
Molecular function (GO): triacylglycerol lipase activity
Source: RefSeq, a predicted model, not a curated record